Rosa rugosa (rugosa rose) is the source of this 3209-nucleotide messenger RNA. Its product is annotated as probable receptor-like protein kinase At1g11050. Gene Ontology annotation, biological process: protein phosphorylation. The transcript is spliced from 6 exons. The record is from RefSeq and is a predicted model, not a curated record. Bases 1122 to 2984 code for a protein of 620 amino acids. NCBI's taxonomy places the organism in Eukaryota, Viridiplantae, Streptophyta, Magnoliopsida, Rosales, Rosaceae. Gene Ontology annotation, molecular function: protein kinase activity; ATP binding.
GUCAAAGUGAUCAAUAUAUAAUAUCGUUUUUGAGUCGAAAAAGUAAUCCAUUAUACAAUUCAGCAAACACAUACAAUAACAACUUAUCCAAAGGGGCCUACAGAGAAAGUCAUUACUUAGCGUACACUACUAGCGUACCCUAAACCCUAUACACUACUCGAUCUAGUAUACCCUUCCCACAAGUAUUCUACAAAAGCUAUUACACCCACAUUUUAAAACAAUUAAGCCUAAAAACAAUAAAAUUUAGUAAUCCGACGACGAGAUAAUUUUAACAGCAGAGCUACAAAUCCUUAUGUCGAUCUUCUCCACUCAUGUAGAAAUAGAAGCAGGUGAAGCGUCCUCAAUUGAGGUGAUCACCUCGUCAACUAAAAUAGGAACCUCCACCUCUCACCAGCCUCAACCAUAAGGACAAAACAAGAGGCCCAAUAGGCCUUAUGGACACAGCACGAAAGGCCAGGCCCAAAUAGGGGAAACCCUAGGUGAACAGACCACCACAGAAUUACCGCCACCAUCAAGCCGCCGCCGCUGCUGUCAGGGUUAGGAGAAAAGCACUACUGGCCUUGUGUAGAGCCCCCCACGCCGCCUCCACCAUCGAAUACGAGAUACUCCGCCGUCAUCAGCCAGAAAUUCAUGCCCGCUGCACCAUCCCCGAAUGCACUACUACCACCGUUGGAGGCGAAGAAGACUGCGAAGUCCGCACCUCGCCCAGAGUCGUAAAUCCACAUAGGAUUGAACGCAGCUCCACCACAAAGCGCUACCGCUUCCAGCAGAAGCAGGAAGCCAAACGCCGCGCCGCUCGUCCCCCGAACAAAAAAAGAGAAGCAAGCGAGAAGGUUUGUUGUCGCUGCUCGCCGAAGAGAGGGCAGACACUCCAGACACUAUCGUUAAUUGAACGACUUAUGACGAGCAUAUGACGAGCCCACACUCAGUAGGCACGGGUAAAGUCUUGACUAGGUAGCUGCGGUAAAGUAGGCACGGGUAUUAACUUCAAAGCCCACACUCCCCACAGUAAACAUAUGACGAGCCUCGAGGACUUGACUUGCAGAAAGACUUCACAUUUCAGAUAUGUUUGCAGUGACCAGAUCAUGGAAUUAGUACUUCCUCUCUGCCCAAUUUAAGAGAUGAAACAAUUUGGGAUUUUGUCGGUGUUCCUCUCACUAAUAGUUCUCCCUAUCCAAUCUCUAAGUUCGACCAACACAACAACAUGCCCCAUAGAUUUUAGCUAUGUUCUUACUGUCCCCUUCAAUUCCUCAUCGUGCAAAAACUUCGAAUUCCCUACCAAAACCCCCGAAUUGGACGUCAUUAAGAACUCAUGUUGCCGUACCCUUUUAUCUGUCCUUGGGAUAGGCCUUGCUCAACACCUCAAAGACACUUCUCUUUUUCUACUCCCCAACAUAGCCACAUCAACGUCUUGCCUCCAAGACUACCGGUCCAAGCUCACCUCUAUCUCCCUCCCUACCUAUGUUGUUGAUUCUUGCUUUGAGCCUUCACAGUUUAUCACCAGCCCCAAAAUCUGUGCAAGUAUUGAGUCUUCCCAAGAUUGGGUAGACAAGCUUAACCAUAGCACUGCACUUGACUCUGCAUGCAAGCCAGACCUCAUGGAUCACUCAUCCUGCGAUGCUUGCGUGGCGGCUGGCUUCAAAAUUCAGCAACAAUUAAUCACCGUUGAUGGUAACACUUCUCACUCUAGAGAUUGUUGGAUCUUUACAGUUCUUUAUGCUGCUGGUAUGAUCAAUGAGCUUGGACCUGAAAGUAGUGGCUCUUUAUCGUGUAUCUUUGGUUUAUUAUUGGAUUCUCAUGUCAAUUCGAAUAGAAGGAGCAUUACCACUCUUGUAAUUAUACUAACCUCAGCAACAGCCGGAUUUCUUAUAAUACUCUGUUCCUCUUUCUUAUGGAAGAAGAAAACUCUGAGAAACAGAAGGGAGCACAGUAAGAGAACCAUAAGGAAGUUUAAUGCUGGAGAUGGAGAAAAUGAUACAGAGUUACCGCUCUUUAGCUUAAGGAGUAUAUUAGAAGCUACAGACAAUUUCGCUGAAGCUAAUAAACUUGGAGAGGGAGGAUUUGGCCCUGUUUAUAAGGGAAUUUUUCCUAAAAAUCAGGAAGUAGCCAUGAAAAGACUGUCAAAGAAGUCUGGUCAAAGACAUCCAGAGUUUGUGAAUGAGUUAAAGCUUAUAGCCAAGCUCCAACAUACCAAUCUUGUUAGGCUCCUGGGUUGCUGUAUUGAUGAGGAGGAAAUGAUAUUGGUUUACGAGUACAUGCCCAAUCGAAGUUUGGACAAAUUUUUGUUUGAACCAUCUGAAAACACAAAAUUGGAUUGGGGUAAGCGCUUUCGAAUUAUUGAAGGUAUUGCUCACGGAAUACUUUAUAUCCACAAGUACUCCAGAUUGAAAAUCAUUCACAGGGAUCUAAAAGCAAGCAAUGUUCUCCUGGAUGAAGAAAUGUACCCCAAAAUUUCCGACUUUGGAAUGGCAAAGAUUUUCGAGAAAAAUCAAACUGAAGCAAAUACAAACAGGGUUGUUGGGACAUACGGUUACAUGUCACCUGAGUAUGCAAGCUAUGGUAAUUUCUCUGAGAAAUCAGAUGUAUUCAGUUUUGGAGUGCUGCUGUUGGAGAUUAUAAGUGGAAAGAGGAAUGCUGCUUUCUAUCGCUUUGAAGAUCCAUUAACUCUUGCAGGAUGGGCUUGGAAAUUAUGGAAAGAAGGAAGAGGAAUGAAGGUGAUUGAUGCCUAUGUGAGAAAGGAAUGCCCACCUCAUGAAGCUUUAAAGUGUAUUCAUGUGGCUUUUUUGUGUGUUCAAGAAGAUCCAGCUGAUCGACCAACAAUGACAACUGUAAUUCACAUGUUGGGCCAUGAGACUACAUCACUUCCACCCUCCAAAGAACCAGCGUUUUUGGCACUUAGUAAUUCCAGUGUUGUGGGUUCAUCUCCAUCAUUUAGCACUUUUUCCAACAAUGCACUCACCAUUAGUAUACCAGAAGGUCGAUAGAGGUUUUAUGUACGUCUUUUGGUCGGACAGCCUUUUGCAAGAUACACCUUCAGUUUCACAAAUUGAUGUACAAAUAGUUUCGAUUAAAACCUUUAUUUGGGUUGUAACCAUUAUAUUGCAAGUGUUACAUGUUUUUAUAAGCCAAGCUUCAACAUCUUACUUUUUUGAAGUAGCAAGUUCAAGCAUCCAAGUCAUGAAUGUAUAUAACUCACAAUUUAGUCUCAC